This is a messenger RNA of Alligator mississippiensis (American alligator), 5585 nucleotides long. It is a transcript of the gene KANK2, whose product is annotated as KN motif and ankyrin repeat domains 2. The transcript is spliced from 14 exons. The coding region runs from base 613 to 3018 and encodes 801 amino acids. Gene Ontology annotation, cellular component: cytoplasm. Gene Ontology annotation, molecular function: protein binding. Gene Ontology annotation, biological process: negative regulation of cell population proliferation; negative regulation of G1/S transition of mitotic cell cycle; negative regulation of vitamin D receptor signaling pathway. The record is from RefSeq and is a predicted model, not a curated record. Lineage: Eukaryota; Metazoa; Chordata; Crocodylia; Alligatoridae.
CCGUAAGGGCUGGGAGAAAACCCAGGAGUCCGGCCUCUCAGCCCCCCCUGCUGUCAUUCCUCAGCCCCCUCCAGAAAACCCAGGCGUCCGGGCUCCCUUCUGCUUUGACCCACUGGCUCCUGCUCCGCUGCCAGAUCUGGGGAGGGAACUUAGGCGUCUGGGCCAGACCGAGGGCGGCUCCAUGCCCGGCUCUGACCUGUUCCCCACCGCAGCUAAUGCCAUUAGCCCUGGAUGCUUCCCAGUUGCGGAUGCCGGAUUAGCCGGGGCGGGGGAUUAGCGGAGCCGCCCUGGGUUGGAGCGGGGGCCCGGACAUCUGGGUUCUCUGGGGGGACGGGGAGCUCAGACAACUGGGUUUUUUCUCCGUCUUCUCCCUGUACGGCCCUUUCUCCCCCGCCCGGCCCCGUGCCUCAGUUUUCCCGGGAGCUUGGAGCCGGUUCCCUCGGGGCUGAGUGGGCAGCAGCUGGAGAAGUAUGUGCCCCCCCCCGGUCAGGUCGGCUGGAGAGAGGCUGCGGGGCAGGCAGGAAUGCAUCGCGCCCGGACUCGGGGCCAUAUCUCCCCUCUACCCCCCCCCCCGGGUUCCAGUGACAAGGUGAGGAUCGGCCCAGCACCACUAUGGCCCAGGUGCUGCACAUGGAUGCUGGCUUCCCAGGGAAGCCGGCACCCCCCUCCCCACCCUCCCGGGGGGGCCCAGCCCCAGCCCCUUCCCCACCCUACUCAGUGGAGACACCAUAUGGCUACCGUCUGGACCUCGACUUCCUCAAGUAUGUAGAUGACAUUGAGAAGGGCCACACGCUGCGGCGCCUGCCUGUGCGCCGGCGCCCACGCUGCGCCUCAGCCUCCUGGUGGCCCUCUACCGAGUCUCUCUGCUCCACUGACAGUCGCCUCUCAGCCCUGUCCUACGGGCCCCGGGAUGCCCGGGUCGAGAGCACCCUGCUGGGUGCCCGGCGCAAGCUGGAGGGGCAGGCGGGGCCCAGUGGGCUCCGGAACUCCCGCCUCUCCCUGGCUGGCUCUGGGCUGUCCACACCUGCAACGCCCACGCCUGGCCAUCUCCAGCAUGUCAGGGAGCAGAUGGCAGGUGCUUUGCGCAAGCUGCGGCAGCUGGAGGAGCAGGUGAAGCUCAUUCCAGUGCUCCAGGUGAAGGUGGCUGUGCUCCAGGAGGAGAAGAGGCAGCUCAGCACCCGGCUCCAGAGCCGCCGGGGUUUGGGGCAGCCUGUGGGGGGCACCGGGGAGCUCUACCUGGACCUACCUGAGGAGGAGAUGGCAGCCAGAGGCACCCGGGAGCUGCGGUCUGUGGCUGUGGGCACAGAGGGGGGCACCAGCGGUCAGCGUAGUGUGGGUGUGGGUAUGCCAGAGCCGGAGAUGAUGGAGCUGGGGGCUGGUGCUGGGGAGGGAGACACGGUGCGGGCACUGUCAGCACGGGUGGCUGUGCUGGAGAGGCAGCUACGGAAGGCUCUGGGGGAGCUGCAAGAUGCCCGGCAGCAGCUGGGGAAGGGGGCAGGUGCCAGGGGGCAGGCAGUGGGGACUGAGGGACAGGUGCCAGGGGUAGGGGGGCAGGUGGAAGAAACCAGGGGAAAGGUGCUCGGGGUGGGAGAGCAGACACCAGGGCCUGGAGGGCAGAGGCUGGGGACACAGAGGCAGAUGGCAGGGCCUGGGGGGCAGCUGCAGGGGGAACAGGGGCAGGUGGGGAGUGCUGGGGACCAGGCACAGGGUGCAGGGGAGCGGGCAGAGGUGGUCAGGGUGGUCCAGGUGCCACAGGGCCCCGAGAUCGCAGCCAGUACAGCCGCUGGCCCAGCUGCUCAGCCCCAGCAUGCCCGCGGCCUUGAGCCCCGUGAUGGUCCUGACCUGCUGGAGAUGGCACUGCCCCGUCUGGUGCUUGCCCCAGCCCACGGCCAUGCCCAUGGCGCCCACAAGAUCAGCAUCAUUGAGACAGGUGCAGCUCAAGCUGAGGCCCAACCCAGUGCCAGGGCUAUAGGCGAGGACCCAGAGCCCCCAGGGGGGUCAAGCUACCACCUUGGGGGCAUCAACGGCGGGUACGAGUCGGCAUCCUCGGACUCCAGCACAGCUGAGAACUCGGAGGCCGAGAGCACAGAGAGUGAGUACCACGAGGCCAGUGAGGGGCUCCCGGCAGGGGGGGCUGAGACCCCCAAGGCCACUGAGGAGGAAGCAGCAGCAGGGGCGGCACUCAGCACCACACAAGGCAGCAAUGAUGGGCUGGGGCUUGGGCAGGAGCUGCUCUCAGCCUGCACCAUCCUGAAGAGGUACCUGGAGACCCCUAAUGCCUCCAUGGAUACCAAGACGAGGGACGCCUAUGGGGUGGUGCAGCAGGACUGGCUGGGGCUGGCAUGCGGACAGGCAGUUGAGGCCACAGCCGUGUCCCAGCGCCUGGACACCUACCGCGCCUUCUCACCUCGGGUCCUUGCCACUGCCCUCAACAUGACUGAUGGGCAUGGGAACACAGCACUGCACCAUGCUGUCUCCUGCUCCAACUUCCCCCUGGUGCGGCGUCUUCUUGACACUGGCCUUUGCGAUGUGGAUAAGCCAAACCAGGCUGGCUACACGGCGCUGAUGCUGACGGCACUGGCAGCUGCCUGCCCUGAUGCUGACCGUGCUACUGUCCUGCAGCUGCUCCGUGCCGGGAAUGUGGAUGCCCGUGCCACGCAGGCGGGGCAGACGGCGCUGAUGCUGGCUGUCAGCCACGGACGCCAGGAUGUGGCCAGAGCGCUGCUGGCCUGUGGGGCCAACGUGAACCUGCAGGAUGCUGAUGGCUCCACAGCGCUGAUGUGCGCGUGCGAACAUGGCCAUGCUGCCAUCGCCCGCCUACUGCUGGCUGCCCCUGCCUGCCGCGUGGAUCUGGCUGACAAUGACGGUAGCACUGCCCUGUCCAUAGCGCAGGAGGCCGGACAGACGGACAUUGUCAACAUGAUCGAAGCCUGCCUUGGUGCUGCUGCCCUGGGGAACCCCCUGCCAGUGACCACUGAGACGGCAGUCACCACAGAGGCUCCUGGAGAUACCCAGUAGCAGCUGGACCCAUCAUCAGCACCCCCUCCCCACCCCCCCCAUCCUCUGCUGAGGGCAAUAUGCCCACAGGCCAUAGGCAGCUUCAGAUCUAGACCCAUAUGGGGAGUGACCCCCUGCUCCCAGCCCCUGCAAAGGAGGGGCGGGGGCUGGGAAGACUUGAGGGGUUUCCCAUCCCUGCAGCCCCCAGGGCUCUGUAAAACAAAGAGGGGUGACCCCCUAGCUCUCCGUCCAUGCCCCCUAGCCCUGCUCACGCUGUGUCUCAGUUUUUCCUCUUUGAAAGGAGGAUGACAACAGCCUUCCGUGCCUUGGGACCAGUUGUGGGGGGAGGUGUCCCCCUCACCCCUUUGGUACAAUUCCCUCCCUGGCUCUGUAGUUGCGAGCUCACUGCUUCCCCCUGGCCCUCCUCCCCCCAAACCCACACAUUGCCCUGUCUCCCCCUGCCCCGCCCCGCCUGCUGUCUAUCUACUCGAGGAACCAGAGCAAGUACAGAAUAAACCAAGCCUCCCCCCCCGCUCAUGUGUCCAACUCAGAAGCCAGCAUACCCGGGCUGUGGCUCUGCAGGAUGUCUAUGCAGCCUUGAAGAACACCAUGACCUGCUUCAGUGCCAUGAUCCUGGUCUGUUUGUUCAUCUGUAAUAAGGCUCUCAGGGCACUGAGGAAGAAAUAUGGCAGCUACAAGUACAACAACAUCAUGUCCUGCAGCUGGAACUCUUACAUGCUGGGGCAAAACUGCCAUGGUGUUCACAACCACAUGGACUUCAAGCGCUCCAGAAAUGCACAAACCUGACACCACUGGGGCUACUGCAAGGACCCUGGAGCCCCUACUGCAAUGGGAGAGACACCAACAGCACCAUCAUCUACAUGGAGGUAGCACCCAGCUCAGGGCAGGGGCAGGGAUGCAGGAUCCACCCUGAUGGCCUCCCCAGGGUUCUGGCUUCUUGGGACAUGGGAUAUCUGAGUGUCCACCCUGGCUCUUCUCCUCUCUGCUAGGUGGUCUGGGAAGUUAUGGCUGCUUAGAAUAGAGACUGAAUCUCAGCUGUAGCUCCCUUGCCCUCCUUUAUUCUGCUGACCUCAAGUUGCAACUCAAGCUACUGCUGCAACCUGGUCUCAAUGGUUGGAUCUAGGAGUUUGAAAAGAGCUGCAGGCAGUCUGCAGGGCUGUGUAAUAGGAGAAGAGAGACCAGGAGCAGACAGCUGCAUUGCCCUAAGUGAGGUUGGCUGGAUGAGUGAAAGAUCAAAUAUGUUAAGGAAGAGAGAGGGCCAUUAACAUCUGUGACAUGAAAAACAAUGAGCCAUGAAGUCCACUGACCCUCAGCUGUUUGAAUAGAAAUGCAGCUGCUGCUGCUGUGUGGAGCAGGGAUCAAAGCACAGAGGGCUUUUCUCCUGGGCAGAAAAUCCGCUUCCAUGUUUAAGAUGUUCCCCAAUUUGUGGGUGGGUGACAAAGGUACAUGUGGCAUAUAAGUAAAUACGGUACCAUAAGCUCCAGCCCAGGCUCUGUGCCAAGGGGGAGAUUCUGUCUCCUUGGAAAGGGAGGAGAUGCAAUUCCAGGGCUGAGGAGGGCUGUCCCUGCCCCCAUCACCAUCUUUCCAUUAUUUAAAAAAAAAAAAUUUCCCUUUCAGGGCUGCUUCCCCAAGAUGAAGACCUUUCUCUGGAGGAACACCUCCGUGAUGGGGGCAGCCACCUUCAUCACGACCCUGCUGGAAGCGAGUCCAGGCCCAUCUCUGGGACUUUGCUGCUCUGUUUAUGUGGAGUUUUAUCCCCCUCCCAGCUGAGUUGGUGCCUGAGGCUCCUAUCCUGGUCUCCCCAUCUUAAUUAUGCUGCUGAUUGGUACAGGGGCCUAAUCAUCCUCCUAGAUGCAGACUCGGAGGUUUGAGUCCCAUCCCUGUUAUUUGUGCCCCCUCCUCUCGCAGGUGGUGGCUAUGGUAGUCUCCCUGACACUCUGUGUAAGGGGCGAGCAAUUAUUUUGUGUGGAGGGCUGCUUACUGAGUUUUGGCAAGCCAUCCAGGGCCGCAUGACAGGCAGCCAGGGGCAGAUAAGUAUGAAUUUUCUAAAUUUUUUAGGAGCCCCGCGGGCUGGAUAGAAUGGCCUAGCAGGCUGCAUCUGGCCCAUGGGCCACAUUUUGCCCACCCCUGCCUAUGUGAAGCUUGAAUGGCAAUAGAAAAGCUCAAGCCACUGGUUCCUGCUGCACUGGGAUUCAUUGCACUGGAGGAGGAGAAUGAAAGGCUGCUGUGUGCCCCACUCCCAGGUCCCUAAGACACCUCCAUUCCCCUCGAUCCUGCCCUAUUGCUGUAGUCAGGGGAGUUUCUGCCUUCACCUGUUGAAGCAGCAGGAUCUUGUGCUGGCCCAGUUGUCUCAUUUCAUCCUCAGGAAGUACAGAAAGCCCAGGGAAUGGCAGAAAUCUGGGGGGGUGGGGGCAGAGGUUGACGUUCAAGACUGUUUUACAGGCACUAAGCUUGACUGGAUGUAGCAAGCCCUAUCUUUGAAGCUUCCCUUAUUCUCCACCCCACCCCUUUCUGCCCUCUGGGAAGAUGAUGCCAUGUCAAAGAGAUAAUAAAAAUAUUGUGAUGGA